Messenger RNA from Adineta steineri, 1035 nucleotides. The record is from the annotation of a GenBank genome assembly. Lineage: Eukaryota; Metazoa; Rotifera; Eurotatoria; Adinetida; Adinetidae.
AUGACUCCCACGAUUGUUAAUUCUGACUCCUUGAAACAAGAGACUAUUCAAGAUAAAAGUGUUGAUAUAUCAAAUACUUAUCAUUGUCAAACAGGAGUUUUAACACCAUUUGAUAUAAAUGAACAUGGACUCUAUAUUAUUUUCCAUCUAUCAAAUCAAUGUGAUGAUACACAUAUUAAAAAAACGUGCCAAAAAUUACCUGAACUUAAAGAAGAUUUAUCAAAAUUAAAUCCAGGUUGUCGAUUAGAAGCAACAUUAGGAAUUGGAUAUGAUAAAACUAAAAAAUGGUUAUCUCAAAUGAAUAUUCCUAUACCGAAAAAUCUUCUUGAAUUUAAAGAAAAAACUGGAAUUCAAGGAAAAUCGAUGCCAAGUACAGGUGGAGAUUUAUUUGUUCAUUUAAGAAGUAAUAGAAAAGAUCUAUGCUUUGAACUUGGCUUACAAUUUUGUCGAUUAAUUCCUGAUAAAUUUAUUGAUCAAUUAGAUGAUACUUUUGGUUUUGCAUAUAUGAGUACGAAAUCUAAUGGAUUAUCUCAUGAUUUUACAGGUUUUGAAGAUGGAAAUGCUAAUCCGAAAACUGAUCAAUUAAGAGCAAAAGCUGCACUUAUUCAAGAAGGUGAAGAUGAUCCAAUUCAUAUUGGAAGUUCAUUUGCUUUAACACAAAAAUGGAAACAUAAUUUAAUAAAAUGGAAUGAAUUAUCAAAAAUUGAACAAGAAAAAGUUUUUGGAAGAACAAGAGGAGAUAAUAGUAUUAAAGUAAAACCAUUAGAAUGCACAUCUCAUCUUGCUAGAACAGAUUUAAAUGAAAAUGGAAUUGAUAUAAAAGUAGUUCGACAAUCCUUACCGUAUGGUGGAAUGAAAGAACAUGGAUUAUUUUUUAUAUCAUAUGCUUCGAGUCCUCACAAACAUGAAAAACAAUUAAAUAGUAUGGUUGGAAUACCCGAUGGUAUUUAUGAUAGACUUAUGGAUUUCUCAACAGCAAUUACAGGAAAUUAUUGGUUAAUUCCUUCAAUUAAUCUUCUCAAAAAGCUUUGUUAA